GUUUUCUAUAUCUUAAAGAUAGUCUAGAAGUAAACGAUGGCUGAACUUAAGUUAAUUGCAGCAGCAUGCCAAAACAUGGGCAUUGGAGUCAAUGGUACUCUGCCUUGGAAAUUAAAAAAAGAAAUGGCUUAUUUCACAACUAUGACCACCAAAGUGGUAGAUCCGUCGAAAAAGAAUGCAGUAAUUAUGGGCAGAAGAACAUGGGAGUGCAUACCUGCAAAAUUCAGCCCACUCUCUAAUAGAGUCAACAUUGUUAUUACACAUAAUGUUGAUGAAGUUAAGUCAAAGGUUCCCGAAGGUGUUGUGGUGACAGCCGGCCUAGAUGAUGCUGUAAAGUACAUUGAGAGUCACAGGAAUAUAGAAUCAGCAUGGGUCAUUGGCGGUGCAUCAAUAUACAAGGCCGCAAUGGGACAUCCGAAAUGUAGUAAAAUUUAUCUCACAGAAAUACAAAAAGCAUUUGUCUGCGACACUUUCUUUCCUGAUAUAGAUAAGCUAAGAUUCCAGUCAAUCAAAGAAGAUGGUGUACCUCAGGAAGAACAAGUUGAAGGCGAUAUAAGUUACUACUUCAGAGUGUAUCAAAACAAAAAUGCAGAUAUUGUAUAACUGUAAUAAAAAUCUGAUGUAAAUAAUACUUUAAAUGGAGCUACAAGUGAUAUGCUGUAUCUGAUAGAUAUUGUAAGUUAUAAUAAGUAAUUAAUAUGUGAAGCAAAAACUUCUCUUUUUUCUCAGUUUGUACAAUUUAGAAGCACUGCAAUACUAAUAUUUUUUAAAAUAAUGCAUAAAAAAUACAUACAAUCAAUAAAAAAAAUAUGACACACAGUACCAUGUAUUUGAUACACACAUAUAUACUCUUUUGUUUAUUGUCUGUUUGACUGCCAAUGUCUGUGAUUAUAGAAGCACAGUCUUUGACAUUAGAAUAAUGCUCUUAAUAAUGUUCAAACUUAUAAUUUAAAUUAAUUAUGAUCGAAUUUCGACCAGUAGUAUACAUAACUAUACAUACAUUCUGAAUGUAACCCAGACAAGGUUUUUAGGCUAAGGCAGAAGUUUGUGUUUGUACCCUAAAACAUUAAGACCACAUUGCAUUAUCAAAAAAUGUAUCAAAAUAAAAGUGCAAACAAUAUAUAAAUGUAAUAGAAAUAGGAUGUAAAUAAUACAUUGAACAAGUAGGUUUUUUGGCUGUGAAAAUGUUAGGGUGUAUACCUUAUAAAACUUAGAAACACAUACAAUCAACUCAUUAUGUUGUAGUGUGGUUGCUACAGUGCCGCGGCUAAUUUUUGUUUUUAUGCACCUAGGAUACAUUUUUUUCUAAUGAAGGAUUUUAAUUAAUGUUAAGAAGUCUCAGUGAUAGCACGAAUUGUUUCUCUUUAUUUCUUAGACAAUAUAUACAUCAUGUUCGAAUCACCCAAAUAAGUUAUCAAGGAAACUUGGGAACUGUAGGGAUAG
Molecule: messenger RNA, 1443 nt
Organism: Achroia grisella
Lineage: Eukaryota; Metazoa; Arthropoda; Insecta; Lepidoptera; Pyralidae
Gene: Dhfr
Product: dihydrofolate reductase
Exons: 4
Coding region: 37-603 (188 amino acids)
Biological process (GO): dihydrofolate metabolic process; folic acid metabolic process; tetrahydrofolate biosynthetic process
Cellular component (GO): mitochondrion
Molecular function (GO): dihydrofolate reductase activity; NADP binding
Source: RefSeq, a predicted model, not a curated record